Paralichthys olivaceus (Japanese flounder) is the source of this 8196-nucleotide messenger RNA. NCBI's taxonomy places the organism in Eukaryota, Metazoa, Chordata, Actinopteri, Pleuronectiformes, Paralichthyidae. The record is from RefSeq and is a predicted model, not a curated record.
CACACACCCUGUUCCCUUUCUUUCAGGGUCUCUGGAAUAAAGUGGACGAGUGCCGAAGUCGCGCAACAAAGACAAGACGGGAUGAGAGAGAGGGUGCUCUGCAGAGGAGGGAAAUAGAAACGAAAGGAGGGGAAAGAAGAAGAAACUAGGCAGAGCGAGAGAGAGGAGCGCCACGGAAGAGAUUCUCUGGAAUAAAUAAAUAAAAAGACUUGUUUGGAGAAAAGACAAGCUAGAUGAAAAGAUGAAGCCGAUUAAAAAGCAGGGCCGUCGCUCGCCUCCCUCUACCCGGGCCAAAGGGGGGAAGCGUCGCGGAGUGGGGGAUGCCCUAGAAGGAGGAGAGAAGAGAGACUCAGAUGAGAACAGAGACAGAAGCAGAUCCCCACAAAACCAAACUCCUUCCUCUUGUUUUUCGUCUAAUUUGCACUCAGAGUCCUCUCAGGCCGACCCAAUGACAGAGCGGGACACUGCGGGGGGGGAGGGGCUUCACAGAGAGGGACGGUCAGAGACGACGGCAUCGCUCGUGAUGGAUUCUGAGAAAAUGCUGACACACUCUGAUGAUAGAUCGGUGCGGUCAGCUGUGAGUGGCAGUAGCCAAAGUGACAGUGGUGGUAGCAGUUGUAGUAACAGUAGUACACCAAGCGCCAACAACAGCCCAAACCCCGCCUCCAGCCGAAAAACAGCCACCUUCAAGGCCCGUGUUCCCAAGAAGAAGUACACCUCUGAACACUGUUUGUCUACGACUGCUAGUAACCAUAGCAACCCUGCCUCCAGCACGCCUCCUCCUCUUCCUCUGAGCGGUGGCGUCCUUAACCACGGGUCAACAAGUUCAGGAAGUGACAUCGCGCACCACGAUGGCAGCGUUCAUAGCAGGAGCCUGCUGGACGACUUCCACAGCAGGACGACUGGAAGGGAGGGCCCUCAGGACAGCUCCCCAGGACCCCCCACUCUGUCGCUGGGAGUGGAGAGGACUGCAGGAGGUGAAGGGGUGAGAGAUGCAGAGCGAGUGUCGCCCCCCCUGCCACGCUGCUCCUCAACAGACACCGCCAGUGAGCACUCAGCUGACCUGGAGGUGGCUGGUGACACACACGCCCUUACACAGAUGUCUGCACACGCACCACCAAGUCUCCCUGACGCUCUGUCAGAUGCUCUGGCCAAAGGGCUGAAGAAUCAACGUGUCCUUGCUCGCCAGCUCAGGAGAAGAAGUGAUGAGGAGGGAGGAGACGAAAGGAGGGAUGAAGGGGGGAGUUCAGAGUUGGUAUUCCGGGCUGGGGUGGUCCGUAAGGUCAGUGGUGAAUUUGGAAGCCUGGAGGUGCAACUGAAUGGGGAGAAGAUGAUGUGUCGUUAUCCGUAUCGGCAUGACAGCCCCCCAGGGGUGGUGGACAUUAUCCUAGAUGCCCCCCCACCUGGUGUCCAUCCAAUACCUAUUGGCACCCGUGUGUGUGUACCGUUUGGCAAUGAGGAGGGCAGUGUUGGUCACUGGCAACUGUACCGAGAAGGUGUGGUGACUCAGAUAGACACGCACCCUGCAGUGGCCAACCGCUAUCGUGUCCUGCUGUCUGAGGGAAAACCUCACUCUGUGGAGGAGGAAGAAGAUGGCAGAGUGGCAGCCGCCGCUACCCAGGCAGUGUGGGUUUCCCGACAAACACUCCGUCUUCUUGUACCGCCUUGGGACCUGGAUUUGCCAUCUGGAGGAGGACGAGAGGAAGAAGACAGGGUCAGAGAAACGGAAAGGGAGCGGGAGGACAGGGAGGAGGUGGAUGUGGAGCAGGAAGUUUGCCGCUUGAGCCGAGGGAUGGCCCCAGGAGUGGGGCCAGUGCUGGGGAGAGGGAUUCGCUACCCAGGCAUGGUCCCUGUUUCAUCCACAUCAGGCCACAGUAUCGCCUCCCCAGUAACUCCAGUGUCAGUCCUCAGUCUGGCUCCUGGUCGAGACUGGGAAUGUGAGAAAGACUUCGAGAGGGACCUCCAGAGAAAACAGGAAAGAGAACGAGAAAGGGAGAAUGUAAAACAGCAGCAGCAUCAACAGCAGCAACAUCACCCAUACAUGCCACUUACCCCUGAAGAAGACAUGGAGGUGUCCCACUUUAACAUGGUCCCAAUGGGGGCAAUCAUAUCUGGGGCCAAACCAAUGGCAAUUCCCCAACACCGCCACAUCGUUUCUAAGCCCCCACCUGGCUACCUCAAUUCCCACCUGUCUGUGGUGCGGGGCAUCGGGAUCUCCUCCGCCCACCUAGCUUUGAACCCCCACCCUACUCCAUCACCUGUCCUGUUAGGCCUUGAUCCAGCAGCAGCAGGUUCUGUCAUUACCACUCCCCAGCUCCCUCCUCUUCCUCCCCUCUCAUCUUCCACUGCAUCCUCCUCCAGAAUAGAGAAAGCCUCAGGAGGAGGCUCUAACAGUGGAACAGCAGGUGGUGGAUCUGGAUCAGGAUCAACGUCCUCCUCCUCUUCACGUUCCCGCACCCCACUGACAGCUGCCCAGCAAAAGUACAAGAAGGGAGAUGUGGUGUGCACACCUACAGGCAUCCGUAAGAAGUUCAAUGGAAAGCAGUGGAGGAGACUGUGCUCACGGGAGGGCUGCUCUAAAGAGUCUCAGCGCCGAGGAUACUGCUCCAGACACCUCUCAAUGAGGACCAAGGAGAUGGAGGCCAGUGGAGGUGGCCGGGAGAGGGGUGGAGCCAGCAGCACUGGGACUCUGACGCCAUCUGACCUCCGUCUAGGUGGUGGGAGAGCCAGCUCCGAGUUUGACUGGGACGAGACAUCACGGGAAAGCAGUGAGGCCAGCAGCCGUGGAGGAGACUCACGUCCCCGCCUGGUGCUUCCAUCUUUGCUUCCUCAGGACCUCUCUCGUUUCGACUUUGAUGAAUGUGAGGCAGCGAGUAUGUUGGUCUCCCUGGGGAGCUCCCGCUCAGGCACACCCUCAUUCUCUCCCAUCUCCAACCAGUCGCCCUUCUCCCCUACCCCAUCGCCCUCACCCUCUCCGCUCUUUGGCUUUCGUCCUGCCAAUUUCAGCCCUAUUACUGCCCCUGCCUCACUGACUCCACGGCGCCAUCGCCAGCUUAGUGGCACUAAGAUGGGUACACCAGGUGCUGAGCGAGAGCGGCACCUGUCGGGGAUAGUGCCCACAUUUCAGACCAACCUCACUUUUACAGUCCCCAUGAGCCCUAGCAAAAGAAAGCUGGACACUCACCCGCCACCUCCACUGCCUACAGUCCAAGACUACCAGACCAAACCUGAGCACCAUCAGCUAGUGGGGAUAGCGGGAGGGGUGGUGGGAGAGCCACCCCUCGGCCACAGCCCUGCAGCCUUCAGAGUCCUCUCCCCACUGAGUCAGCCGACAACUCCCUCCUCACUCCCCUUCCCCCGGUCCCGUAGCGCCACCAGCAGACCACCAUCCUCCGCUGCCUCCACACCUCCGCCCAUGCUGGUCUCUCCCACUCCUCCCUCCCCACUGCCCCAGGAACCCUCACCACGCCGCAUUGUUCCUCUUCGUGAUUCCCCAGUAAUUGUCCGCAACCCUGAUGUCCCCUUGGCCAAGUUCUCUGAUGGCCCAUUAGGAAGGAGAGAGAGAAGCAGGUCAAGGGAGCACAGCCAGCCCCAACACACAGCUCCCCCGGGCCUGCAGGCGCCUGUUCCCAUCAACGGGGCCACCACCAACGGUGCAGUUCUCCUGCGCAGCCCCACAUCCACACUUGUCCUGGUCACCUCCAGCUCGUCCCUGACUCCAGCCACGGUUGGCCACACGUCCCUCUCCAGCCCCUCCACCCCUGGUUCAAUGGCCACUUCAUUGGGCUCAGUUCUGUCAUCCUCCGGUUCUGGAGGCAGGGAGAGGGAGAGGAAACCCGAGGGACACCAGGACCCCUCUGGAGGGGCACUGCCACAGCCGGUAGCCUGUCACCCCACUCCCACCGCCCUGCUGCCACUCAUACUGCCAGCUGAGUCGCCGCACCCUGCUCCACGCAAGCAAAUCAUCAUGGGACGCCCAGGGACUGUUUGGACCAACGUGGAGCCUCGGUCGGUGCCAGUGUUCCCUUGGCAUUCGCUCGUCCCUUUCCUGGAGCCCAGCCAAUCAGGAGCGGCUGCCCAGCCUGCCGAUGGCCAACAGCCUGUCAGUCAGAGCAAAGAGCCUCGUUGUGGCGUGGCCCUAGUGAGUGACGGACGUACCGGCCCUCCAGACCUGGAGAGGGGAUCUCCGUUGUGCCCUCCGCCGACCAAUGACAAUCCUCCCGCAGACAGAGGCGGGGCUGACAGCGAGACAGAGAGCGACACUGAUGACCCGUUCUCCCCGGGUGUGGCCAACGAUGCAGCGCCCUCCUCUGGCCCCAUCAAGAGACGCACACAGUCCCUCAGCGCCCUGCCCAAGGACGCAGACAGGAAGAGGGAGAAGGACCACAUCCGCCGCCCCAUGAACGCCUUCAUGAUCUUCAGUAAACGCCACCGGGCCCUGGUGCACCAGCGACAUCCCAACCAGGACAACCGGACGGUCAGCAAGAUCCUGGGGGAGUGGUGGUACGCGCUGGGGCCCAAUGAGAAGCAGCAGUACCACGAUCUGGCCUUCCAGGUGAAGGAGGCUCACUUCAGAGCUCAUCCAGACUGGAAGUGGUGCAACAAGGACCGCAGGAAGUCACUGUCCGAGGGCCGUGGGACCCCAAAGGAGCCGCGGGAGAGGAGCAUGUCUGAGAGCAUAGAUCCGCUCUCUGAGUCCCAGACGGUGGAGGGGAAGGGAGGAGGCUCAGGCUGGCCGGGGGGAUCGGAGCAUCGAGGGGCGCUGUUUACGGGGCAACCACCCCGUCCCAGAGCCUUUUCCCAGAGUGCCGUGCACACCCUCGAGCAGAGCGAAGGAGACCUGGAGAAGGAGGACGGGGCGAGUUUGUUUCACAGCCGGCGCCCACCUCCGUCCCUGUACCAGAGCAGAGUCAGCGAGGACAUGACCAGCGAUGAAGAGCGCAUGGUCAUCUGCGAGGAAGAGGGGGACGAUGAUGUCAUGGAGGAUUCGUGUCCCGAAGGCUCCAUCGACCUCAAGUGUAAAGAGCGAGUAACAGACAGCGAUGAGGAUGAACCAGACGGACAGCAUGGCUUCCAGCCAGUGUCCCGCUCCUCUCUCCCCUCCUCCUCCCCCUCCAUCCCUCCCUCCGACUCCACCUCAUCCAGAGGGAACGGAGCAGGAGGCGCUGAAGAUGGGUCUGAAAGGAAGCGAAAGAGAGGCACGGACGGAGGAGAGGAGGGGAGUGAGGGAGGAACCAAGAGAGAAGAAACGGUAGCCGGGGGAGGAGAGGGAGGUGGGCAGGGCGCCUCCUCUCUGUCCAUCACGAGCUCAACACCCAGCACCCAGCCUCCCGUCACCGUGGCCCAGCAGGGUGUGACCCAGGUCCUCGGAACCGUCCGCACGGCUCCCACCGUGGUGACCAACGUGGUGCGACCCAUAGCCAGCACACACAUCCCCAUCGCCAGCAAGCCAGCGGAAGGAGCCGCCACCCUCAGCGCCCUCCCCCAUGAAAAGAAAGCCACUAUACUUAUUGGAGGAGGCGGACCUCAGCAGCUGCCAAUCACCGCAGGGGGUGGGUACCUGUCCUCAUCCUCCUCUCCUGGUCCCGUCAGUGUAACGCCUGUAGGGGGCACCAGCCUGGUCACUAGCCUAGUUCUGGGAGGGUCCUUUCCUGCUGCCCACCCAGUGCAGGUCCUCACCCCACAUCCCCAGCAGCCGCCCACACAGACCCCCCUCCCUGUCCUCCAGCCCCAGCUCCACCCCACCGCUGCAUUCUCCUCCAUCACACCUCCCCUCGGCUCCAAGCCGCUAACGCAGGUCCAGUACAUCCUGCCCACCGAGAACCCUUCCUCCCCUCAACUCACCCAGCAUCAAAUCCUCUCCCUGCCCACCAAUUCCGCCCUGGCUAAUGGCGUGCACUCAGGGGUGGGAAUCAGAGUCAGCCCCGGGAUCAGAGUCCAAACUCAGUCACCGGUCUUGCAGAGCAAGAUGUUGGUUCCCAUGGAAACAGUGAGAAAAGGGUCUACUCCUCCUCAUCCUUCCACAAUCUCCCUGGCGGCUCCGCCUCUUCCUGUGCAGAACGGCUCCGCAACAGGAAACAAGAUCAUCCAGAUUGCUCCCAUGCCUGUGGUCCAGACCAACGUUCACCCCAGUGGUGCAGCAGCAGUGCAUCCUGGGAACCCCUUUCCUGUAUCCAUGGCAUCGGUGGUGGCUCCUGGUGCGGCUUCCCCACAGACCGUCCUCCUGACCUCCCCCCCCACCAGGAUCACCUAUGUCCAGUCUGGCCCAGGAGUUACCACAGCGACACACCAACAGGCCACGCCCGCUCCAGGCCCUGCGUAUCUGCCAUCACCUUUAACGACUCUGGGCUUCACCGCCAUCGCCCCCAGCGGGCAGACCCUGGUUCAGCCAAUCGUUGGUCAGUCGCCUCUGCUGGCUCCAGCUCCAGCCCCAACCCUCAACUGUCAGUCACAGAUUCCCACAGGCCCGACCACGGCAGCCGCUGGUCGUCAGGUACUAACUGCCAUCUACCCUGCACCGACUGUCGCUCUGGCUACCGGCGUGGUCUCUGUGGCCACUGUGCUGUCCACAGUGGGAGCUUCAGCAGCCCAGGAUGUCACAAACCCCUCCUCUCCAUCGGCAACAGGGGCGCAGGGUUCGGCGACGGCUACCCCUCAGCCUAGCGCGGGGGUGGAGGUGGAACUGAAGGUGGAGGUGAAGAGGGAGAGUCCCGUGGAUGCUCAGAUUGAGGAUGGAGGGCAGGGGAUAUCAGUGGCCUCCUGUAUGAGCCAUGUCACAGUAAAAAAAGAGGAGGACAUCGAGGGUCUCUACAUCAAAGAGGAAAUAUUGAGAGAUGAGAGUGAUGCGGAGUACGAGAGAGGGAUGAGGGAGAGCAGUGAAAAGAAGAGAGGCCAUGAGACAGACAGAGAGGACCACAGCAUGGGCAACAGCAGCAAAGAGGUUGGACCUCGUUCUCCUCCUCCACUAUCCUCAGGUUUGGACCCCCCUCCCCCUCCAGCUGCAGAAAGAGAGCCCCCCUCCUCCUCUAAGAAGACCAAGUUUCGCCCCCCGCCGCUCAAAAAGACACCCGACUCUCUCGACAAGGUCUUGUCGGAGACAUAUUUCGAGGAGCGAUUUGCUGAACUUCCAGAGUUUAAUCCAGAGGAGGUCCUUCCCUCGCCCACCCUGCAGAGUCUCGCCACGUCACCGAGAGCCAUCCUGGGAAGCUACCGCAGAAAGAGACGCAACUCCACCGAUCUGGAGCCGGCAGCAGAGGACCCCAGCUCCCCGCGAAGGAAGACCCGCCGUCUGUCCAGCUGCAGCUCGGAGCCCAACACCCCGAAGAGCGCCGCCAAGUGUGAGGGAGAGAUCUUCACCUUUGACAGAGCAGGCACAGAGGGAGAGGAUCUUUUAGGAGACUUUGAGCGGGUCCCCUACUCGUCUCUACGCAGAACUCUGGAUCAGCGGCGGGCUCUGGUCAUGCAGCUGUUUCAGGAACAUGGCUUCUUUCCAUCAGCUCAGGCAACUGCUGCCUUCCAGGCACGCUACUCAGACACGUUCCCCACCAAAGUGUGUCUGCAGCUGAAGAUCCGUGAGGUCCGUCAGAAGAUCAUGCAGACGGCCACGCCCGGAACCUUCGAGCUCGGAGGGUCGGCUGACGUCAACCCCGCCCCGUCCCACAGCUCCUCUUUCAAUCAAUCAGCCCGGGAGGACGGAGGGACGGAGCAACAGGGAGACAGAAGCCGGAGCCCCGAGGAGCCAAAAAGCGAAGGAUCAUAAGCUGGAGAGGAUGACAAAGAGGAAAAAAAUCAAGGAGAAGAAGAGAGAAAGAGAGAAGUGUGUCAUCCCCACAGAAUGUUCUUGGACGUGUUGAACCAGUACUGAAGAUGGCUCCAGCAGGAUCUGUUCUACUGGAACUAAUCUCCACCAGACCUGGGCAGAAGGACAUUUGAAUAUGGUCUCAAAUAUUCAAACAACUCAAGGUGCGCUUGAUGUGAAUAAUCAGACAAAACAAGCCUCAAAAACGGACACGUCGUGUCAAAGUCCUGAUGAGUCAAGUUCUUCUUGUAGAGGUUUUUUUUUUUCUUCCCCUUUUUCCCGAAGUAUCCAGAAUAUUUUCAGUUAACACUUUGCCCAGGUCUGAUCUCUGCACAUUUGUACAGUAGUUUGACACACAAACUCUGUGGUACACACUCUCUAUCUCUCUGGCACACACA